AUGGAGUCCCACGGCCAAGAUGGGCCUGACGGCUCGUCCCUAAAACCAGUCUCGUCCUUGAGAUCCCAUUUCGAGAAUAUGACCAAGUCCAAAGACGGCCUCAAGGAUAGUCCGGCUCCUGCCCCUCCUACGCGCAAUCAGUCGCCGUCUUCGAUACCGCCCCCGGUCCCGGACACGAGACCCAGCCGGACUGUGAAUGUGCCGCAGGAGAAUGGGUGGGCAAAGCAGCCGAAGGACGUGGCGAAUUCCUCGGCGCCCCGGUUACAAAACCCCGGCGACGCCGGUCCGGGGUAUCGCUCCUCCGUACACAUCAUCGCCCCUCCGCCGCUGAGCCCCAGACCUAUCAAGCCUCCGGCUGUCCUAGUCGAGCCGCCACAGUCGCCCCCGAAGCCGAGACCAUUCUCUAUGCUGCAGAGCGACACCACGGCUCGCCUGAAUCCCGAUAUCUCGAAAACUCCCACUACGCCGACCGCACCUUCACCUCGAUCCUUCAAGAUGCCUACUCGGCCAAAUACCCCGAUAGUCGAACCCGGCCGAGCCCCCAGGCCCCCGGUUGUCUCCCAGCCACCCUCGCCGCCACCGCCGCGAAGAUCUGCAGAGCUGCGGAGAGAACGCGAGGCCAGGGCUUCGCCUCCGAUCCCGCCACCGAUAAACCGCGCCGAGAAACCUGCCAAUCGCCUGUCGAGACUGAUGGGCAAUGCCCCUAAGCUGGAGAUGAGUCCUCAGGUUCCAGACCGACGUUCGCCGUUCAACAGCCCCCCUACUACUGCUAGCAGCCCCGAGAUCGAAGAGCCUCCCCUAGUACCGAACCGACCCGCACGUCCACUUUCCCAAAAGGUGCCGCCAAGGGUUAUACCGAUAACCUUCGAUCCUCCUCCCGUGCAUCUUACUAUUGCGAAUAUAAGGCGGGACCAGGAGGCCAAUGGGAUCGCCAGAACACCUAUCGCAACUCAAUUCUCCGACGACCGAUCCGCACCCGCCCUCCCCGCUCGGCCACAGACGGUUCCAGACCCGGCGUCCGCGCGUGCCCCAGCGAACGCGCCCCUGAAGCCGCCGCCUCGGCCCCCGCGACCUACCGUGGCAACCGUUAGCCCAAGCGUAGACGCCCCCGUGUCUUCCCAGGCCGCGCGUGCUGUCUCGACUCCAACUACGCAAUUUGCGCCGCCUCCGUCGCGGACUCACGGAAGAUCCCUGACUGUGGACAAGGGCGCCGAAAAGAUCCCGGCCGACGGCCAUGAACCUUCGAGGAGGCCUGCCGCAAGUCAUCCAAACGGCCACCCUUCCGAUUCCCCAGUUUCGGGCACUACAAGCCACACAGAAAUCAUAACACAAUUCCCCGAUUCGGCGAAAAUAAAUCGCCGACCGCCUGUCAUAAAGCAAGGCGCACACGAAAUCAAUACCAAAUACGAUACGAGGGUAUUCGACGUUUGUGGACAGUACGUGUGCACCGCCGGCCAGUUCACUCGGGUCUGGAGUCUACUCGAUGGCGAGCAGGUCGUGAGCUUUGCUCACGGCGAAGGGGUUCGGGCCACCGCGGUAUCAUUUAAGCCCACUCUCGACAUCCAGGAUGAGGGAAUGCGCCUUUGGAUCGGUAACAACGUCGGCGAGCUCGUAGAAGCCGACGUCGGGACCCAAAGCAUAGUCGGUAACAAGACGAACGCCCACGGCCGAAAUGAAAUAAUCAAGAUCUACAGGUAUUACAACGAGAUGUGGUCCCUGGAUGAUGGGGGUACUCUGCAUGUCUGGGGACCGGACGACGAAGGAAUUCCCAACUUGGCCAUCAACCCUCACCAGACCUACAGGCUGCCUAAGGGGCACACCUUUUCGAUAAUAGUCGACGGAGAGUUGUGGCAUGCGACCGGGAAGGAGAUCCGCAUAUUCGCGCCUACCGCCAACGGCCGAAAUCAAGUACAAGUCCUCAUGAGACCUCUCGUCGCGGAGGGAGCAGGCGAAGUAACGUCUGGCGCUCUCCUCAAAUCGCAGCCUGGCAAGGUGUUCUUUGGUCACAACGACGGCAAAGUGAGCAUCUACUCCCAAAAGGAUUUCGCAUGCCUCAGCGUGCUUAACGUCAGCACCUACAAGAUCAACUCUCUAGUCGGCGUAGGGGGGCGUAUGUGGGCCGCCUACAACACUGGCAAGAUUUGCGUCUACGACGUUUCCGAGUCACCCUGGGUCGUCAAGAAGGACUGGCAAGCUCAUAGCAACCCGGUUGUCAAGCUCGUUGCCGACCCGGCGAGCUUCUAUAAGCUGGAUCGAUCUCAGGUAGUGUCUCUCGGAGCCGACAAUACGGUCAGAUCGUGGGAUGGGCUAUUGCAAGACGACUUCCUAGAAACCGAGAUGAAAACCCUCGACAAGCAAUAUUGCCAAUUCGAGGACAUAAAACUGUUGGCGAUGACGUGGAAUGCCGGGGCAUCGACCCCCAACAGUCUCAGAUAUUCCGACUCCGACGCCAUGUUUAUGCAAAAUCUGCUGCAGUCGAGCGAUUCUCCGGACAUUCUCGUCUUCGGAUUCCAGGAGUUGGUGGAUCUGGAGGAUAAAACCGCUACGGCGAAGCGCUUCUUCAAACCGAAGAAGAAAGAUGCGACGGACCAAGAGCGGAUGAGCCAUCAGUACCGAGAUUGGAGGGACUUCCUCGUUCGGUGCCUCGACGACUUCUUGCCCAGUUCCCUAUAUCACCUACUGCAAACCACGACGCUCGUUGGACUCUUCACCUGCAUAUUUGUGAAAUCGACGCUCCGCGAUCGUAUACGAAAUCUCGGCAGCGCCGAGAUCAAACGUGGGAUGGGGGGCUUGCACGGGAAUAAAGGCGCCAUCGUCGUGCGGUUCAUGGUGGACGACACCUCGCUCUGCUUCAUCAAUUGCCAUCUCGCGGCCGGCCAGUCGCAAGCCAAUCACCGACAUAACGAUAUCGCCGCCAUCAUGGAAAGCGCCCUCCUUCCCGGGGAACGCGACCCUAGCGUUCGUAUCGACAGCUACGUCGGCGGCGGCGACGGGACCAUGGUGCUCGAUCACGAGCUCUGCCUGCUAAACGGCGAUCUCAACUACCGUAUCGACACCAUGUCGCGGGAUACGGUCGUGAUCGCGGUGAAGCAGAACAAUCUCGCCAAGCUCCUCGAGCGAGAUCAGCUCCUCGUCGCCCGUCGGAGGAAUCCGGCAUUCAAACUUCGGGCUUUCGAGGAGAUGCCGAUCGAGUUCGCGCCGACGUACAAGUACGACGUAGGGACGGAUACGUACGACAGCAGCGAGAAGAAGCGUUCUCCCGCCUGGUGCGACCGCCUCCUCCACCGGGGUUCUGGCAGGAUCCGGCAACUUGACUACAGGCGACACGAGGUGCGGGUAUCAGACCACCGACCCGUGACCGGCCAGUUCAAGUUUACGGUCAAGACCAUCUCGCCUCAGAAACGAACGUUGGCUUGGGCGGACUGCCAGCAACGUUUCGAGGACCUCAGGGGGAAGGAGGCGAGCGAGGAGAUGCUUAACUACCUCACCAAAUUUAUCGGAUUUGAUAUGGAAACGAGUACGGAGCUGUUGCAAGAGAAAGCAGCCAGGAGGGACCACAGGAGUCCAAGCCGACUUAACGAAUAG
Molecule: messenger RNA, 3585 nt
Organism: Durotheca rogersii
Lineage: Eukaryota; Fungi; Ascomycota; Sordariomycetes; Xylariales; Xylariaceae
Product: DNase I-like protein
Exons: 3
Coding region: 1-3585 (1194 amino acids)
Biological process (GO): phosphatidylinositol dephosphorylation
Molecular function (GO): protein binding; phosphatidylinositol-4,5-bisphosphate 5-phosphatase activity
Source: RefSeq, a predicted model, not a curated record